AUGAAAAUUCCACCUGAUGAUACUGUCGAAAUUGUUUCAUUUGAUUUAGCUGAACAGUUGAAAAUGUUGAUCAAUAAAAACAUUGAUCUUCUUAAAAAAUAUCAAGAUGAACCACGAACACAAAUUACAUCCGAUGCGAAUGAUAUUGUUCGCGGUGAUGUUUAUCAAUCUAUAUUACGUAUUGAAAAAGAUUCUUUUGUAUCUGUUAUGAUUCACAGUGACGGAAUUCCUCUUUAUAGAUCUAAAAAUUGUAAUGCGUGGCCUAUAUUGGGUGCUGUCUUGGAGCUUCCUCCUUAUUCUCGAAAUCGUGCUGAUAAUACUCUUCUUCUUGCUCUUUGGAUAGGGAAAAAACCAAACUUUAGUAUUAUAUUUGAAAAAUUUUCUGAACGAUUAUUUCACCUUAAAAAUAAAGGUAUUGAAAUAAAUAAUAAUAAUAAAAUUAAAAUUAUCCUUCCUAUGCUCAUAGGCGGCAUGCCUGCUUUAUCUACAAUGGUUAAAUUUGUAGAGCAUAAUGCUUUAUAUGCAUGCAUGUUUUGCAACACUAAAGGAACCUAUACACUGAAAAAAAAAAGUUACAUACGGAACUUAAAAAAGGUUCCGAGAUUUGCAACGAAAUCUAAACCUUUUUUCGGCUUCGUAUAA
Messenger RNA from Rotaria socialis, 642 nucleotides. The record is from the annotation of a GenBank genome assembly. NCBI's taxonomy places the organism in Eukaryota, Metazoa, Rotifera, Eurotatoria, Philodinida, Philodinidae.